Molecule: messenger RNA, 3747 nt
Organism: Alternaria burnsii
Lineage: Eukaryota; Fungi; Ascomycota; Dothideomycetes; Pleosporales; Pleosporaceae
Product: wd repeat containing protein 48
Exons: 4
Biological process (GO): double-strand break repair via homologous recombination; protein deubiquitination
Molecular function (GO): acyltransferase activity, transferring groups other than amino-acyl groups; ubiquitin binding
Source: RefSeq, a predicted model, not a curated record
AUGACGACAGAAGACACGCUGUCCUGGACACGAGUUCGCGCACUCGCCUACUACGGUCCGACACACGAUUUAGUGCACAGCGGACCUAUCAGCGAAGCCUCGAUACACGGUGUAGCGGAUGAUCGCAAACGUGAGAUUGGGAAGCCAAACACAUGGCACUGGAAGGUCGUAGAUACAGAUGUCGAGCCCAGCUCCGACGACCCAUCAAAUAACGGCGGGCGGACGAUCGCUGUGUCAGUGUGGAGUAUGCAUAACAUGCAACCAGGAAGGGGAGAAGAGGAGACUAUGCCUGGUUUCCUGCCUCCGGAACUGCGUCUCGAUGUUCUGGGGUCCUUGUUGGGUCCUCUACGGGCUGCUCAAGCUUCCAUCAUGGGCACAUCGACGCCUUACUUUAUGCUGAAUCAGCUGGCGACGCAUCCGGAUCACCAGGGUCGUGGGGCAGCGAAGUUGAUGCUAGAUUGGGGGAUGCGGAAGGCUGACGAAGAGGGAAUGGUGACAUAUCUGGAUUCGUCGAUGACAGGAAGGCCUAUAUAUGAGAGGAGGGGAUUCGAAGUGGUGAAGGCACUUGAGUGGGAUCGUGUGCCUUGGGGCGGUGAAGGAAAGGACUGGCAUGGAUUGCUGCCGCUCGCCAACUCGGCCGGAGGACACAGGCUUGGAGUCAAUGGCUUGGCCGUCGACCCCCAGAAUUCGAUCCUGUACUCGGGCGGACGUGAUGGCGUAAUAUGCGCAUGGGACCUGCAUCUCGACCUCGACAAGACCGACGACGACGACGACAGCAGCGACCCUUUUGCCGACUCCAACGUCGUCGACUCCAAGCCCCCGCCUACCCAGUUCCGCAACCAGGUGCAGGCGCACACGCACUGGAUCAAUGACAUUGUCCUCGCCCAGAACAACGACGCCCUCGUCUCCGCCUCGUCCGACAUCACCGUCAAGGUGUGGCGACCCGCUGCCACGGACAAACUCCCGCCCCAGACAAUCGGCCUGCACACCGACUAUGUCAAGCGCGUCGCAUCGCCGGGCGGCAGCGAGAACUGGGUAGCCUCGGGCGGGCUGGACCGCAAGAUCAGCCUCUGGGAUCUCAAUGGCGCGGGUAAGAAGCUGGAAAUCGCAGUGGGCGAGGACGAGAAUACCGCAAAGGGCUCAGUCUACGCCCUGGCAGCAACACCCAACCUCAUCGCAAGCGGCGGUCCCGAGAGCAUCGUCCGCGUAUGGGACGCGCGAUCGGGCAAGCGCAUCACCAAGUUUGUCGGACACACCGACAACGUACGCGACAUCCUUCUCGCGCACGACGGCGACACCAUCCUGACUGGCUCAUCCGACCAAACAGUCAAGGUCUGGUCCAUGACGGCAGGUCGCUGCAUGUACACACUGACCAUGCACAACGACAGCGUAUGGUCUCUGCAUUCAGACUCACCCGAACUCGACGUCUUCUACUCCUCAGAUCGCUCCGGCAUAGUCGCGAAGAGCGACGUGCGCAACUGCGCCGAGAUGGACGAGGGACUAUCGCUAGCAGUAUGCCAGGAACACGAAGGUGUGAACAAGAUCGUCGCAGCUGGCCAUUACAUCUGGACUGCCACGUCCAGCUCGAGCAUCAACCGAUGGAACGACGUCGAAACCGCGGCCGAGGUUGAGCUUCCCGAGUCGCACAGAUGGCAGAGAAACAGCGUGUCGACUAUGCAAUCGCGCAUCCCCUCGCCUCCUGCUGGUAGCCCUCCAAAGAACGAAGCGGCAUCCAAGAUACCGCUCAAGUCUCUACUGCGCAUGUCCAACACCGCACCCUUCCCGCGAGCACUCGCGACCAAAGACCCCGACGCAUCCACAUUAGCCAGCGCGCGCAAACCAUCCGAGGUACUAGCAGCCCCAGAGCACGGUGCCGUUGGAACUGUUCGCGCUCUGCCAGACUUCACAAUCGAAGGGCAGAAUGGUCUCAUCAAGCACCACCUCCUCAACGACCGGCGAAGAGUCCUUACACUUGAUACGGCAGGUGAAGUGGUUUUGUGGGAUCUACUGCAAUGUGCACCCAUCAAAUCCUACGGCAAAAAGCACAUGGAGGAUGUACUACCAGAGGUUAACACCCAGGACAGCGUUGCACACUGGUGCGCCGUCGACACAAGGAUAGGAACUUUGACAUGCAUGCUCGAGGAGAACUACUGCUUUGAUGCCGAGACAUACGCAGACGAGUUGGAUCUAGAGGAGCAGAUUGAGUUCCGAGAAGACCAUCGCAUAAAUCUUGGCAAGUGGAUCUUACGCUAUCUCUUUUCCAAUCUCAUCGACGAGGAGAUCAAGCGCGAUGAGGUCUUGCGUGCAGAGUUACUCAAGCAGAAGGAGGAACAGCCGCAGCCCAAUCGUCCAACUAACAUCGAGCUGCCAAACAUGAACAUAAACGGAUGGAAGGAUGCAACUUCAGGGCCUACUUCGGGUUCGACUAUCAAAGCUGAGAACGGAUUGCGUCUGCCGCACACACCAGGUCUGGCUAUCGGUCUAGCUACGCCAAUGGCAGCACCAAUGAGUGCGGGACGCAACUCUACCACCAACCCUCUGACUCCAACCAAAGAAGAAGGCUCGCAACUAGAAAAGACACAAACCCAGCGGAGCUCGACUCAAGAAGGUGGCGACUAUUUUGGUUCCGCUUCUGCUACCAACGGUAACGGAAACGGAAAGUCCGCAGAGGCUACCAAGGAAGGCUCCACAGAUUCAAAAGAAGAAACUGUACAAUCACCUACCGAGGCCGACACGCCAGCGAAAAAGGGCAAAGGCAUGUUUGGCAAGAAGUUCAACAUGGGCUUCAGCAUGAAGAAGUUCAGCACUGGCACAGCCGUCCCUGAGCCUGCCAAGCCCGCUGUUGACGAAAAGGCCGAAGACAGCGAUUCGCGGUCUACCAAGACGAACGAGAAGACCAUCGAAGACAACUUCUACGGAGCUCUUCAACGGAUACAGCAGGGCUAUGAAGAGCAACUUGCAGCCGGCGCAACAAAGUUGGAUACGCAGAUUGCGCCCAGUUUGCCCAACGAAACACCUGUACUAAAGCCACCUGCCAUGACUACCAUUUUGAUCCAGGAAGAUCGUCCAGACUCUGGCGGUGUGGCUGAUCUCUUCGAGGGUAAAGUCGGCACCCUGGGUUCGCAGGCUGACCUCAUCGAGAAAGCGGCACCAAUGUGGCUGGCCGAAGUCUUGCUACGGAACCAACUCCCACCCAAGGACAUAGUCAAAGUAUCCUUCGUCCUCGAACCCUUUGGGAACGCACUGCCGUCCAUUUCUUCCGACGGGUACAUUCCCUUUUCCCUCCCCUUCGAAACCGCAGCCUUGGCUAAUUCGAAACUCAGCAACAACCGUCUCAACGCAAACCGCAUGCUUCGUGCGCGCAAGAUAUUGGGCUACGUGGCUGAGCGCAUUGAACCUGCGCCCACCAAGGAGGAUCUGGAAAAGCAGGCCGAGACAGGUGGUGUGCUGAAGCCUGAUGAGUAUCUGGAGCUGUAUUGUAAUGGACAGUUGAUUCCUCCAACGAUGACGCUCGCUAGUAUCCGCGCACACGUCUGGCGCGGUGGCGGCGACGUACUUCUUCUUUACAAGGCAAACGGCCGCAAAGAGAUCAGGCACGCUCCUUAUCCUGGUCCGCAGUCUGGUGCUCCGCCCGGUCCUAUACAUGGAUUGAAGGUUGGCGCUGGUUUGAACUCGGGACCGGGUAGUAGUAAUGCAAGUGAGGGAAAGCAGAGCAGUGAGGCGGAUAGGAGUACCAAGGACGCUGCC